AUGCUCAUUCCAUCCCGGCUUGAACAAGUGUUUGGAAUUGCCAUUGAUCAUGGCAUUUCAGCGUCGUUUUUGCGUAUGCUGCGUGCUGCGAAAAAACAUGCGGCAUCGAUACCCGCGCCGAUUCAGCCGUCGGCUGCUGAAUGGAAGAACUUCUUGGAGGAAAGCCUUGCUGAGGGUGUCGAGUCUAUGAUCGAUGUGUAUGACGAAUUGCGGACUGGAAUCGAACAGGUCAUCUAUGCGAGCAGCAGGACUGAGCAACAGUUGGUUGAGAAGGGCGUCCAAAAAAUCCGUGAGCUAAGCCGCAAUGCCUUGGCAGCAUUCUACGACCUAAUGGAACAAGCUGAAUUUCAGCGAACGUACUAUGACUACCUCGGCUGGGAUUUGGCUAUCAAGCGUCGUGGACAAGAGUUCCGUGCUGACACACACAAAGAACUAGGCGCUCUUUCGUCGAAUGGCGAACCUCUCUCGGGCGAGCCAGACAUGCUUGGUCCUGAUCUUGACGAGGAAGUUGCCGAACUACAACCAAGCGUGAUCGAAUUGUUCAAACGUGCCGAGACGAGCUUUGAACUCUUGGCACGCCAGUUGAUGGACAAUCCAAGCUACGUGUUAGAUAAGAAUCACUAUGCGACUUUCUUGCUGCAGGUGCAUGGCCAUUUGGAUGAUCUUUCCGCUUUUGGUCGAGAAAUCUUGGUGAACUCCACGCUCCGUCUUCGUGAUGACAUUGUGCGUGCACGCGAGUCUAUGGGCAUGCCACGCCUACCUGAUGAUGGCCUCCUGCGCGAUGUGGCUAAUAUGCCUGUACCUCCUGAGCUGCAGCGUCGUCGCAUUAGUACGCCAGCAAGUGAACCGGCGCAAGCAACAGGUCCUACAUCGUCAAUGCCAGAAGAUCAUACAUCCUCGGCCUGGCCAGCAGCAGACGAGCAAAUGGCCUCGGUUUUGCCAGUGGGAGAUAUCUCGGUUAACGUCGUGGACGAGGGCCUACCUCCGUCUUCGGAAGAGGCUAGCAGUGCAACGCCAAUCUUGUCCCCUGAUGCCACGAUUGAAGAAGCAGCGACACCUGCGUCUCAUACUGAAACUGGUUCUGGCAUUAGUGCUUCUAAUGUUAGCGCUUCGACCGACCCGAAUGUCCUGUCGACGAACGCUGCUGCUGUGCCAACAACGGAGAUACUACCGCAUUCCGACCUAUCCUCGUCGAGCAUGGACACCGUAUCCAUUUCCAACUCACCCUCGCAAGCGGUAGACCCCUUGGAUCAGGCUUCGGCGUCAUCUGUUGACACGAAUCUUUCCGUGACGUCGUCGAUCAACCCUGAACCCACGAGAUUGAUCCCAUCUCAUCGAGUUUCUCAGGACUCGGUUCCCUUGUCGAGUGUGUCUGACUCCACGCAAGCGUCGCUUCGUUCUUCUAGUUCGAUCAAUACUGAAUCGGAAGAGACCCCAAAUGUCACCCUCGGCUUAGAAGCAUCCUUUGUACCUACAGGGUCAAGUUCUCAAUUGACAACUGCUUUUGGCUCAUCUGAGCACAUGCCUGUGUCGUCAAGUCCCCACACCAUGGUGCGUGGAGUACGAUCGUCUGUGCGCGAGUCGAAACCCGAGUCUAGUUUCGUUUCAUUUGGUACAUAUCGCCAUUCUGAGUUGUAG
Malassezia globosa CBS 7966 is the source of this 1638-nucleotide messenger RNA. RefSeq lists its product as uncharacterized. NCBI's taxonomy places the organism in Eukaryota, Fungi, Basidiomycota, Malasseziomycetes, Malasseziales, Malasseziaceae. The record is from RefSeq and is a predicted model, not a curated record. The coding region runs from base 1 to 1638 and encodes 545 amino acids. The transcript has a single exon.